AUGAAGAAUAAAUACAAAAAAAUUUACUUUUAUAUAAUAUUUUCUUGUUUUUGUUUAUUUGGUAGAAAAGGAAUUUUUGUGUGGAGUAAUAUUUAUUUUGUUGAAAACUAUGAUAAUCCAUUUAUCAAUGAACAACCAUAUAACUUGGGAAAUUUUAACCAAGAUUCUGUUCAAAAUCAUGGAAUAACGAGAAUAAGCUCAAAUAGUGAAAAUCCUUUGAUCCUAGAGGGCCCAAUUAGAUUUGAUCAGCCCAUAACUGCUUUAGGUAAACAACUUGCAGCUGAGCUUAAAAAUAUUCAAUUUGGAAGUAAUAAUUUGUUUGAGAAUCAAGACACGGAGUUAGUUCAAUCUAAAAAUAAUCUAGGGCAAGAUGUUUUUGUAAGGCAUGAGGAGAAAAUCGAGCAAAAAAAAGCCAAAUCAAAAUCGAAAUCUGAAACAGUAGAAGAUGAUUUGCCAAUAAAUUCUUCUUCUUCGAUUUCACAUAGAGAAUAUUUUCUUCCCAUUCCGAAAGAGCUCGGAAAAGGAGUUAAAUUAAAUGAAAGUUGCCUCUUUUCACCCACGCCAAUGAAGAUCCCGAAAAAAAAUGUCUUUUGGAAAAAAAUUGAAGAUUCAAAAGUAGAUUACCGUUCUGAAGUUAUUAGUCCGGUAUCCAACGACAAUACUCCAUUCAGAACAUCCUCCGAAUGUUUAAAUUUAUUUGACGAAGCUUUUAAUGCUUAUCGAAAAAAGGAAUUAUUAAUUUCUCCAGAAAGAUUUGUGAGCUUAACAAGACAAGUUGGCAUGCAACUACGAGAUUCUUUAUUAAGCACUAAUUAUGUGGUUUCUACAGAAGAUUCGUGUUUGGCAAUGAGGAUGGUACUAUUUUUACCGCAUCAAUUAAGAAAUACCGUAAACUGCAAAUCUGCAAUUAUCGCUGCAAUAAGGGAUUUAGAAGAGAUGUCUAAUUUUGAGCUUUUGGGACAGUUCGAUGAUCACAUAGAAUCAAAAUUCAAAGAUGUUUCAUUUGCUUGUAAAAAUACACUUAAAUUCAAUGAGCCAAUUAGACAUUUUGGUAACACACAAAUUUUUAAGCCUAGCGAAAUGGCAAAACUUUUCAGACUAGAUUUAACUGCAAAAGACUUGCAGUUUUUUCAUAGACUUUCAAUUCCACAUAGAAAAGCAGCUCUGAAAGUUCAAGAAAGCUAUCAAAAAUAUAUGAAAGAUACUUUGCUUUAUGAUGUUGCCGCAUCAAUAAUAUUUCUGCUAAAUGAAUUGCACAUGGUUGAUCAGUCAAUAGAACAAUGCAGUAUUGUUGUAAUUCUUUGUACUUCCAUACAAAACGGUGAGAAUUCAAACUUGAAUCAAAUUACUGCAGAGCAAAUGUGCAAGGAACUGGGGAUAGAAAUCGCUUCAAAAAAGCAUAAUGUAAAAUAUAGUAGUUCAAUACUUGUUCAAUUGUUGAAGAGACAGACUCACGGUAGACCAAUAUUCGAACGAGAAUUAACCUCAUAUACUCUUCCUUCUGGGAAAACGUUUUUAUCAUCGUCUAAAUAUGGGUAUCCAAAAAUAUCUACAAAUUUAGAGAUUUGGCCAUCUGUAGGUAAGAUAUUUUCAGAUGGUACAAUCAGUAGUUAUUCUGUUCCAGUAUGUACAGGACUCCUCGCAUUUGAAUUUAACAGGUUUUUAUUUUUGAGCACUAUCAUUGAAAGAUACUUAAUUGUUUCUGGGCUAAGUAAAUUGAAAUUAACGGUGGAAGAUAUUUGUUUAAUUGCAAAAUACUAUCUUGCAUACAAAAAAUACUUCAGAAAUGAGUUGGGGAACAAAAUCCCUCUAGAAGAUGCGAUCCCUCUGGCAAUAUUUAGAGUUUCUCAAAAGUUGAGCUUAGAUAUAUUCACGAUUUCAGCAUGUAGAGAGAUAUAUAGGGAGUUUUCUCAAGAAGAAGAAGCUGCAUUAAAGAAGAUUACUGGCUUUAGUCUUCAAGAUAAGUUGGAAAGUUAUUAUUCAAAACCACCUUUUAGUUAUAACUCGAACAUUGUUUUAACGAGUCUUCCUAAAAUUAUGGUUAAAGGAAAGAACGAAUUUAAUAGUUGGAGUGUAUUCCAAAAAAAUAAUGUUUGUUCUCAAUUAGAACACUACGUUUUAAACAGAAUGGUACUUUUCGUGGCUUAUGUUCUUGCAUUUUGGAGGAAGAACAGAUCUUCCGAAAAAAUACCAUUUAAAAAUUUUACUGAGAUAUGCAGUGGUUUUUCUGGAGAUUAUGUGGGUUUUAAGCCAAAAGUUAAUGAUUUCAAAUUAUUUACAGAAGAUUGGUUGCUUCAGAAGGACAAAAUAACUCUUUAUGCAAGUACUCUAGAUUCAGUUUGGAAUAACUUUUUGAUGUUCGAAAGUACUGCUUUUCCGAAAAAUACAGAGGAAUCUGAAUUGGAUUAUUUACAGAGGAUCUAUCACAAUACACUUGUACCUGAACCAUUAUUUAUUGAAGACUGGAAAAAUAUAGAACUUCCUAUUCGAAUUGACAUUGCGGAAUUCAUUAAAUUGUUGCCACUCGUGCAUAAACCUUUAGAUAUAUUUUCCACUCUUGAUAAUAUAACUCUUAAUCACGUAACAUUAAUCAGAGCAUUUCUUGAGUCUUUCUUUGAAGAAACUUACCAGUUUCCAAUAAUUAUUUCUGAAAAGGAUAUACUUUUGUUACUUGAGCGUCGUGAACUCGAGAAAAGGUCCAUGGAUGAAUUGUUUUUCGAGAUCAUGUCAGCUAAGAGUGAUUGGACAUGGAUUAAACAGGAAACAUCAUCGCACGCAAUUCUUAAGCUUCUUGAAUAUUUGAACACGGUAAAAAAGAGUGUGGAGGAUCAUAUUAAAAGAACACCAACAAAAAGUGACAUUUACUCGGUGCCUAGGGCAAUAUUUGUUCAUGGAAAAUGGUUAAUAAAAGCGCCUCAUCCGAUAUUUUCCCCAUCAACACCUUUACAAAAGAGAGCUUUGAAUGGACUUCCUAAGUUUCUAAUAAAUAAGGCCCGUUAUAUUCAAGCGUAUUUUAUCAAUGCUUUUAAAACAAUUCUUCAGUUUGAUCUUUCACUCCAUCUUGCAGACAUCGUUUAUUCACUCACAAAUUGUGCAGGUGAUGACAAAAAACUAGUAGAAUUACUCAAGGAACGGAUUUCUGCUAAGAAUGGUCAGGAAUUUGUUACCCAUAAAGUAGUCAGUGAAAUUUAUAGUUCUUGCAUGUCCUUCAGUUUCUAUAGGUAUCUCCUUAAAGGUGCGCUGUCAGAAGAACAAGCAUUUGCAGCAUCCAGAGUAUUUUACAAGCCAAAAAUUGGCUGGAAAUUUCUUCCUCCAAAUGUUCCCGAUUUUUCAAAACUUUUGGUAUUAAGCAAAGCCUUCAAAAUUGAAAGUAAUAGCAAUGAAUUUGAUCAAGAUCCUUAUAAAAAAAUAGAUGAAACAAAUACUCAAAAAAUAAUUAUUAGGCCUUAUACAUGGGCAGCUUUAAAAGGAAUUCAUGAACAAAAAAAACUAGAAAUUUGGCAACUUAACAGGGCAAUAUCUAUGUGUGCAUAUUUUAAUCAUUGGAUUUCACAUAAGUUUUCUAUGAAAAAUCCAAAAGACCUUCAAGUAUCAAACUGCAUAAAUGCAAUAUACCGUUUAAAGAAUAAUAAUGAAAGAUUAUCUCAAUCAGAAAUAUUGCAGGUUUUUUUAAGAUACAUAGGAAUAUCUUUUUUGACAGAAGAUGAUAUUCGUGAAAUGCUCUCAGCAUUCACUUCAUUUGAAUCUAUAGGUAAACCAAAUAACAUGGGUUCUAGGCAGUGGUUAAUUAACUUAUAUAGAAUUCCUCAAAUUCAAGAGAACAACCAAAAUUCUUUACCAGAAAAAUUUGAAUCACUCAGAUUCUCUACCCCUCCUGUAUUUGGUGAACAAAGAACUCUUUUUGAACGUGACCAGGCACAAAUAAUAACUACUAAAAACUUAGAGAUUCCCGAAAUUUUUAUACCGGCGGAUCUAGAUUCUGAUUCGCUUAAUAAUAUCAGAGAAUUACUUGAGAGCUUUACUUUUCGUUAUUUAGAUAGAAUCGGGAUUGCUGAAACUGAUCUUAAAGAUCUAAAUUUUUCAAUGAAAGAUGUGCUUUAUAAAAUGCGGAGUGACCGAAAACUAUCGUUUUCUGAAGCAAUGGAACAAUAUAUAUCUGAAAUUGGAAGCAAAAUUCAAGGAAAUAUUUUUAAGAAGCUUUCAGGAGCGUUCUACAAAUUUAUUUUCCUAAAGUUUGCAAGCAACAAUGAAGAGUCAUUUGAACAGAUACUGAGGCGAAUAUCUAUGAGUAGGGUAAUUACUGAUAAAGGAAAACUUCCUUUUGAUAUUCCAUUGGGUCUUGUUGCAGGGAAACUUGAUCUGGGUCUCCCAUAUAAUUUUCAUUCUUUUGGAGAGAUGAACUUCGCACGGUUGGUGGUGGCUUAUGUAAAUGAAUAUUUGAUAGAACAAUUUGAUCUUAGAAAUAAAAUUUCAGCUGAUGGCACUCUUGAUAAAAAUAUUCUCAAGGAAUUUCCCGGGUUUCUUAGUGAGGAUUGUGUCGCAAAAGGUAUGGAUAUUAUUAGGAAGGGGGGAAUCGACCUUCAACAUGCAUUGGACCAAUCUUGCUUACCAGAAUUGCCCUGGAUAAACACAAAAGUGUUAAGAAUGCUAAUAUCUGGGCUAAUGACAUAUUGCAAAUUAAAUUUAAAGGGCUUUCCUGCUGAAAGAAAUGGAAGAAGUAUUUUGGAUUUUUCCAGGGAAAACUUAAAUUUUCCUCUUGUAUCAUUUGAUAAACGCUUCGAAACAUGGACCAUGCAAAAUGUAAGGAAAAAUACAAGAGUUGAGGAAAUUAGAGACUUUGAUUCUAGGUUUUCAACUCUGGAAUCCGUUGGGAUUGUAGAUCCGAUUACAGGAGUCAUUAUUUCUUCGAACUUCAAUUAUUGUAGUGAAAUGAAUAUACCACAGGUAAACAGACUGCUAACUAAGCUUCAAUAUUACAAGCAUUGUAUUUCUGAUAAUACAGUAUCGAACCUUGACGUUGAUCGAUUAUUGGAUCUGAAUAUUUGGUGCAUUGCUCUACGUCAGGAACUACCUGGGAUGAAGAAGACGUACUCAAACAUGUUAUUUACUUACUUUGGAAUCCGUGGAACUAUUAGAGAGAGCUUUGAGAUUCUAGAAGAUUCGUUCGAAUUUUUAGAGGAAUCUUGGCUAGGAAACAACUCUAUGAUAUCAAUUAAACGAUGGAUUCAGGAAUUUUAUUCAUCACACUCUAAAGCAUUCUCCCAAUUAAAUUCUCUUAUAAAAUCUGGAAAGCUUUUUUGCCCAAGAAUAAUUACUGAAGAAGAAUUAUACCAAUUACAAAUUAUUCAGAAAGAAACCGUGUUUAAUCGUGUAGAGGCAUUCCAGGGAUUUUCUGAAGUUUUCUUAAGGGAAAAGUACGGAAUAAUUUUUGAAUCUAGACCAAUCAUUGUAGCACUUUUGGUGAAUGGGUUUUCAAGAAUUAAGGCAUCUAAUUACAAUAUAACGUUAAUCAGGUCCAUGGUGCCUAUUGCAUCUGAUGAAAUUUCAAACUAUUUAAUUGAAGCCUUUAAUGAAUUUGAAACUAAUUUACUAAAAGGUGGUCUAUCUUCUUUACAAGAUUUAUAUCAAAAUCCAAUUUGCGAACGUAUACAAGGAAAUUGGUAUUUUCACGUUAAUAUGGAAACAAUAAAUAGAAUUAAUGGGUCAACAAUUUCAAAAUUUAUCUUUUCCGAAUUGCAAAUAAAUAGAUUCCAAAACAUUGUGGCAUUUUUAAACACUGCUUUGAGCUCUAAGUAUUCAGAUAAACUUUUGGGAUCUUAUAUUUCGUUUAAACAUAUUGCUACAUUAUUUAAAGCAGAAAUUGAUCUUUCUUCUUUUGCCCAUUUCCUUAAUUAUUUCCACCGAAUAUUACAGGAUGACUUGAGUUUCUCACCAUGGCUUACAGUAAAGGCAUUAAAAGGAAUUCUCCAAGCUUUUAUUAAUUGGGAAAAAAUAGAAAUUUUCAAGGUUUCACCAAAAAAUUUGAGUUUCGCAGUUUCAAAUGUAGAUAUGGGAAAAUAUAGUAAUUCACCAGUAGGAAUGAUCAAUGGUAAAUGGCAUUGGUAUACUUGGUGUAAAAAACCAAAUUUUGAUACUUUAAUACAACGUGAAGUUUUGGGGGAUGAGGUUGUACAUGUUUUAACUUCUCAGGAAAGAAAUAUAUACGGAAUUCCUAGUAUCAAGCAUAAAUUCGAGAUUACUACUUUAUUUAUUCAAUAUUUUCUUCAGGAAAUAUUGAAUAUUCUUAUACCCUUCAGACCUGAUGUUACUAUAAAAAUAUUCAGAGGAGAAACAAGUUUAUCUCCUGAAUCAGUCGAGUUCCUUAAGGACCUAUGGGAGCACUAUAAAAACUCAUUUAUUUAUAGAGGUUCUCUACCUAAACACGAUUUAUUUCACAAUCCGGUAAUAAAUGUUGUAAAUAAACAGAAAUUCUUCCCAAAUGCUGGAAUUCCUCAGUUUGAUAAUUUUGAUUUGUCAUCUAUUCCAUCAUCUCUGGUGGGAAUAGGGAAUUUCUAUGGUGGAUUUAAUCUCAGAUCUAAGUUAGAAAUUAAUAGAUUGGUGACUAUUUGCGUAUUCAUUAAUCUAAGCUUUGAAGUUUUUAUUGAUGGUUCUACAAAUAGCAACGAUAUUCUUGAACCAAUAGACUUAUAUCCCAUAUUUAAGGAUAAGAUGGAAAAAUCGAUUACUGAAAUAAGCGAAGAAAUUAUUGAAUUUUUCAAAAAAGAUUACCCAUUUUAUUCAAAUAAACAAGAAAAGAUAUCACAUUUAAAGAUUACACUACUUAAUUAUGGUAAUUUUGAGGAAUCUAUGCUAGAUAAAGGAUGGGAUUUUUCAAAAUUAUACAAGAAACCUAUUACCUUUGCAAUCCAAAAUGGUUACAAAAUGAAUUUUAAUUUGAAGAGUUAUCUGCCUAAAGUAACAAACUAA
Molecule: messenger RNA, 6966 nt
Organism: Cryptosporidium ubiquitum
Lineage: Eukaryota; Apicomplexa; Conoidasida; Eucoccidiorida; Cryptosporidiidae
Exons: 1
Coding region: 1-6966 (2321 amino acids)
Source: RefSeq, a predicted model, not a curated record